Molecule: messenger RNA, 1308 nt
Organism: Lentinula edodes (shiitake mushroom)
Lineage: Eukaryota; Fungi; Basidiomycota; Agaricomycetes; Agaricales; Omphalotaceae
Exons: 7
Coding region: 1-1308 (435 amino acids)
Source: RefSeq, a predicted model, not a curated record
AUGAGUAAUGCCGGUUUCUCCAUCGACACCGCCCAGAUUGUGGCGCUCUUCAUGGAGUCGGUCACAUAUGGGGUGUUCCUCACCACUUUUGUAAUGUGUUUACACGGAUUACUGUACUCUCCGACCCAUCGUUUUCACUUGAAGCCUUUUUUCAAAGUGAAUUACCGCAUGCUUAUUGCCGCCCUGCUUAUGUUCACAUUUGCUUCACUCGACGUUGCGUUCGGACUAUGCCACAACAUCAAAGCUUUUGUCACUUUGAAUGGAAAUGGGAAUGAUCCAGAAACUGCAGAGGAGGUCUUCGAUAAUGUGGGAAACUGGAUCAACGUGAUGAAGUUUGUGGACUACGUUGCUCAGACCUUCAUUGGAGACUCAAUACUGAUCUAUCGCUGCUAUCUGGUAUGGGAUCGGUCAUGGUACAUGAUCGUGCCAUCUGUUCUUCUUUGUCUCGCAGAAACAGUUUGUGGAUGCAUGGUAGCAGUUAUCGAGGCAUCUCCUGCCUCAGGAGGAUCCCUAAAUUCUUCCACCAUUUCCCCUUUUAUCACAAGCAUGCUCUCGAUCACCCUCGCGACUACAAUCCUCACAACUACCCUUAUUGUAUAUCGUUUAUGGAACGUUCAAUCCCACUCUCAAACAUUCCUACAAUUCCAACAAGAGCGGAAUCGAGAUUGGAACUCGGAUCCACUUGCUCGUGCAAUGAAGGUAAUGAUCGAGUCUGGUUUGCUCUAUACCCUCUCUCUGGUCGUUCUGUUUGCGGUCUUCAUUACUUCGAGCAACGCAGAAUUAGGAGUUUCUGAUUCAGUCGUGCAGAUUAUCGGGAUCACAUUCAACAUGAUAAUCAUUCGUACGAGUCGAGUAUCUUCCCGAAUCCAAUCCACAGUACCUGCACGCUCGGAAGCAAGCCUCGCACCUCUGCCACAUAUGAUAAGUAUACACACAGUCACCGAAACGGACUGUUAUCCAAACACCCCUCUAUCGCCUUUACCCAACAGAAGCAUUCGCAGUCAAUAUCGCUCCAGUCGGCAGUCCAGUCGACCGUCUCGAUAUUCAAGCUGUCCUCCCAGUGAAGUUCCAUCUCCCAGUAUCAUUGGACAUCCCGGAUUUGCCACCCUGCAGAAACAAUCCCUCCUCGAAAUCCCCAGUCCCGAAAAAUUCGACAUCUCGAGAUACGAAAGAGGCGAAAGAUCUGUUCAUUAUGUGGACAGUCAUAGUCACCGAUCACAUAGGUCGUAUAGGGAUGAUAAUAGUGGUAUAAGUGCAAUCAGCGCAACAGCUGAGAGUCACGAUAAUACAGUUUUAUGGGAAGUAUGA